Messenger RNA from Thermothielavioides terrestris NRRL 8126, 1835 nucleotides. RefSeq lists its product as uncharacterized. The transcript is spliced from 3 exons. The coding region runs from base 261 to 1742 and encodes 493 amino acids. NCBI's taxonomy places the organism in Eukaryota, Fungi, Ascomycota, Sordariomycetes, Sordariales, Chaetomiaceae. The record is from RefSeq and is a predicted model, not a curated record.
CUUAGUUAUACCCAUCUACUACGCACGGUUGCUGCAAGACUUUGUGGCAGACUUGUGGGGCUCAUGACGUUGUCCGGGCGCCGAGCCCACCGAUAAUGAUGGAUGGAUAACAUUGGUCCCGAGGCCCGAGGAUUUGAAUCUUUCUCGGUCAAUGAAAGACGCGAGACACGGCAUCGCCGCUGUCAAAUUGCUAGCCGCGCAUUUCGCUCCCUUAGCUUUAUGCUAGCGACGUCGUGGGCUGAGCGAGUCCUGUGUCCAUGAUGUCUGCGGACGACCAGGCCUUCCUGGACGUGCUGUCGUCCCUGCCGACCGAUAUACAAAAAUACUCGCGAGAUGUCGCCGACUUCGUGGACAGACAUGUCGACCAUAUAGCCGAGACUCUACGCGAUGCGCUCGCCAAGUCGCAGUGGGUGCCCGAGCAGUUCCGGCCACGACCGCCGCCUCCACCCACCAUCAUCACCGUCCCGACGUCUGCCCUCGAGAAGAUCCAGAGCUGGAUAUCGAGACACAAAAUCCUGGUUGGGUUUAUUGCCGUGACCACCGGCGUCGUCGCCUACCGCACAUACCGGAGCAGCGCGCUAUGGCGAAAGACGCGGCGAGCUAAACGGGCCCGGAGCGGCGGGCGGGUGGAGGUGGUGGUUAUCGCCGGCUCUCCGGCACUGCCGCUGACGCGGUCGCUAUCAUUGGAUCUGGAGAGGAAAGGCUUCAUUGUCUUCGUCGUCUCCAACAGCCAUGAGGACGAAGUCAUGGUUCAGAACCUGUCGCGCCCGGACAUCCGGCCGUUGAGCAUUGAUAUCACCGACCCUCCAAGUGCUGGCAACUCUAUCGACAAUUUUGUCCGCUACCUCCAGUCUCCCCACGCUGCGAUUCCCAACGGCAAACGGCACCACCUCUCUCUCCAAGCAGUCAUUCUCAUCCCGUCCCUUCACUACCAGACCUCGCCGAUCGCCACCAUUCCGCCUUCCAGCUUUGCCGAUCUCUUCAACACCCACCUCCUCCAACCGAUCCUCACGAUACAAGCCUUCCUGCCCCUGCUGACGGCGCGCCUGAACCCGACGGCUGAUAAAGAGCGGCCGAGCCCCAAAGUGCUCGUCUUCACGCCUUCCAUCAUCUCGUCGAUCAACCCACCAUUCCACGCGCCAGAAGCCACGGUCUGCUCCGCGCUCUCGGCCUUCACCGAGGUUCUCACGGCCGAGUUGCGGCCGUUGGGCAUCCCUGUAACCCACAUGCAGCUCGGCACCUUCGACUUCGUAGGGUUCACGCCCGCGGCCAACUCUCGCUUGGUGCAGCCUCACGGGCUGCUCCCCGCUCCCGAAGAUGCCGAGGCGCUCCCCUGGCCUGAUUCGGCGCGGCAUGCGUACGGCCGCAACUUUGUCUCGCAGUCUGGGUCCGCCAUCAGCGCCGGCCGGAUCAGGGGCCUGCGGGGCAGCUCGCUGAGGGAACUGCACAACGCUGUGUUUGAUGUCAUCGACGGAUCCAUCACGAGCGGGACGGUGCGUGUCGGCUUGGGAGCCAGCGUCUACGGGUUUGUGGGGCGGUGGGUGCCGAGGGGAUUGGUGGCCUGGAUGAUGGGAAUCCGGAGAGUCGACGAGUUGGCAACUUGGCAGGGGAACGGUUCCUCAGCUUUCGGGAGCCCGAAAUCAGCGGGAAGUGACCGCGAGGGAGUGGUCGGGAGCGACUCAUUUGUUACUGUCCCGCCUUUGGAGCAUGCUGGGGAGGCGAAUGUUUGGAAGGAAACUUGAGAAAAAGGCGAGGAAACCCCAUGACUGGUGUUUUGGUAUAGUGGCCGGUGCAGGCACCCCUCUCUCAGUAAAGACACCUCACGACUCUGCCUG